This is a messenger RNA of Cricetulus griseus (Chinese hamster), 3400 nucleotides long. The record is from RefSeq and is a predicted model, not a curated record. Lineage: Eukaryota; Metazoa; Chordata; Mammalia; Rodentia; Cricetidae.
AAUUUAAUUCCUUUUCGACCUUCAAUUCAGUUCCAAGGACUCCAAGGGCUUGUCAAAAUUCCCAAAAAUGAUCCCCUCAGUGAAGUCCACAACUUUAACUUCUACCUGUCAAACGUGGGGAAGGAUAACCCUCAGGGCAGCUUUGACUGCAUCCAGCAAACACUCUCCAGCUCUGGAGCCUCCCAGCUCAAUUGCCUGGGAUUUAUACAAGAUAAAAUUACAGUGUGUGCAACAAAUGACUCCUAUCAGAUGACACGGGAAAGAAUGACCCAGGCAGAGGAGGAAUCCCGUAAUCGAAGCACCAAAGUUAUCAAACCCGGGGGACCAUAUGUAGGGAAAAGAGUGCAAAUUCGGAAAGCGCCUCAAGCCAUCUCAGAUGCAGUUCCUGAGAGGAAAAGGUCAACCCCCAUGAACCCUGCAAACACAAUUCGAAAGACACAUGGUGGCAGCAGUGUUUCUCAGAGGCCAUACAGGGACAGGGUCAUCCACUUACUGGCGCUAAAAGCCUACAAGAAACCUGAGCUACUUGCCCGCCUGCAGAAGGAUGGCGUCAAUCAAAAGGACAAGAACUCUUUGGGAGCAAUUCUGCAACAGGUGGCCAAUCUGAAUCCUAAGGACCUCUCCUAUACCUUAAAGGACUAUGUGUUUAAGGAGCUCCAGCGAGACUGGCCGGGUUACAGUGAAACAGAUAGACGGUCAUUAGAGUCAGUGCUCUCUAGAAAAUUAAAUCCAUCUCAGAAUGCUGGCACUAGCCGCUCAGAGUCUCCCAUGUGUUCCAGCAAAGAUUCUGCCUCAUCUCCUCAGAAACGACCUUUGGACUCAGAUUUCAUCGAUCCUCUAAUGAACAAAAAAGCUCGAAUAUCUCACCUGACAAACAGAGUCCCACCAACACUAAAUGGCCAUUUGAAUCCCACCAAUGAGAAAUCUCCUGCAGGCCUCCUACCACCCCCUGCAGCUGCAGCCAUCCCUACACCCUCACCGCUGCCUUCAACCCACCUUCCUGUCUCAAAUCCUCCUCAGACUGUAAACUCCAACUCCAACUCCCCUAGCACUCCAGAAGGCCGGGGGACUCAAGACCUACCUAUUGACAGUUUUAGUCCAAAUGGUAGCAUCUUUGAGGACCAGCAAGACAAAUAUACCUCUAGGACUUGUCUGGAAACAUUACCCCCUGGCUCAGUUCUGCUAAAGUGUCCAAAGCCUAUGGAAGAAAACCACCCAGUGUCUCACAAAAAGUCCAAAAAGAAGUCUAAAAAACACAAGGAAAAGGACCAAAUAAAAAAACACGACAUUGAGACAGUGGAGGAAAAAGAAGAAGACCUUCAGAGAGAGGAAACUGCCAAGCUGAGGAACUCCAGUCCGAAACCCAGUGAAGGAGUUAAAGAAGGUUGCACUGCCUCCAUGGAGCCUUCUUCAACAAUUGAACUCCCAGAUUAUUUGGUAAAAUAUAUUGCUAUUGUCUCCUAUGAGCAACGCCAGAAUUACAAGGAUGACUUCAAUGCUGAGUAUGAUGAGUACAGAGCUUUGCAUGCCAGGAUGGAGACUGUAGCCAGGAGAUUUAUUAAACUGGAUGCACAACGAAAACGCCUUUCUCCAGGUUCAAAAGAGUACCAGAAUGUUCAUGAAGAAGUCUUACAAGAAUAUCAGAAGAUCAAGCAGUCCAGUCCCAAUUACCAUGAAGAAAAAUACAGAUGCGAGUAUCUUCAUAACAAGCUGGCUCACAUCAAAAGACUAAUAGGUGAAUUUGACCAACAGCAAGCAGAGUCAUGGCACUAGAACUCUGCUUGGACCAGAAGAUGUGAAUAAAACUUAAACUUAUUUAUUUAAAAUUCCAGAUGAGUUGCUUUAGAUUCUAAAUGAUGAAACUUUGCUUGUUAGAAGUUUCAGUAUUAGUAAACUUGAGUUACUUUUUUUUUUUUUCUUUCUCUUCAUUCUACUUUGCUUCCCUGAAUUUUGAAGCUGCUUUCUUUUUCUGGUCCUUCCGCACCCCCAAACUUGUUUGUUAAUAGAAGCAGUUUUUUAGAUAUUGGGGAUCCAGUGUCUAUACUUCAAAUCAAUUUUUCCUUGAAAACUUGUGUUUGUCAUUAGAGGUGAUUUCGAUUCUUUUUUUUUUUUUUUGUAUCAGGGAUGCAAUGUCCACACUUAAGAGUUGCUUGUGUUUAAAAACAAAACAGUAAUGUGCAAAGUGAAAUGCUUUUCCUAAGCCUAUUUUCUGACCUUUCUUAAUGCAAACUGUUUGCCUUAAAUGGUAGAAUAUUUAGAUAUUUGCACAAAAUUCAAAAAAAUCAAAACAUUGUUUUGGAGGGUUGAAAAAUGGAAAUAUUGUUUGAAUAUGUGUAUAGUUUUCUAUGCACAUACAUACAUACAUGCGCACGCGCACACACACACACACACACACACACACACACACACACACACACACACACACACACACACAGGGCUGACUGGCUCUAGAGUGUUAGUCCUGCCCUGCAAGUUAAACCCCCCAUUGCAAUGGCUGCCUUAAGGUGUUUGCUAAUUGUGUACAUUGUGUGGUUAAUCAGUAGCUGCACUGCUCCCCUGUGCUGAUAGCCACGGGGAGCACACUGUGGCCUACAAGCGUCAGAACACGUGUGUGUGUGUGUGUGUGUGUGUGUGUGUGUGUGUGUGUGUGUGUGUGUGUGUGUGUGUGUGUGUGUGUUCAGCUUGUGUGUCUGCAGAACUGAUGUGGGUGUGAGCUGCAGGAAGGUAAAAAGCUGCUACUCAGUAGGCUGGACGCUCAGGUUAAACAACUAAUGAGUGGUACAGCAGGUUGUUGGUAAUGUUUGUUUGUUUCUGUUAAAUUGCUACUUCUAUUGUGGAAGACAGAAGCAUUUCCAUUUCAACAGUUUGUCAGCUUUAUUAAUGUUGGGCAAAAAAUUGAUAUGUUAUAAAAAUGAAAUAGAUCUAUAGUUUUGGGGCAAAUGAUAAAAUUAAAUGUGUAGGUAACCUAUUUAUAUACUGCUAUAAAGUAUUUUUGAAGAGAGAUAUGCAAAGAAGCUAUUACCUACAUCAGAUGUAUAUUUAAAGAUUUUUUUUUCAUCCUGGAUACCAGGAAUAUUAAAAAAAAAAAAAGUAGAUAUAUUUAACCAUAACAUACUGUGAUUCAUCAAACAGCACAAACUUUCAUUUCAUGGAGUUUAUCUGUUAUUGUUGAUUUAAACUAUCUCUUGUCUUAUCAUGUGGGAACAUAAGUUAUGUGGUCAAAAUAUAAGGAUUUUGAACUAAUGUUGAUUCAGGUUGUGUUGUCUUGUAUCGUCUUUUCAAAGUGCUGCCAGUUGAAAAGGGAAGCAUUAUGUUUACAAAUCUGUUUUGAAAUGUUUGCCAAAAUUUUGGUAGUAUCUUUAAUAAAGAUGUUUGUCUCCAGCAUCCAAACAAAAGUGAA